This is a messenger RNA of Echinostoma caproni, 357 nucleotides long. Lineage: Eukaryota; Metazoa; Platyhelminthes; Trematoda; Plagiorchiida; Echinostomatidae. The record is from the annotation of a GenBank genome assembly.
AUGUCUUCAGAAUUAGCAGACGAAAGUCUGUUUCUUAUUGCAAUUUUUGUAGAUGAACUUCGGAACGAUAAAAUGCAAACCCGAUUGGCGAGUGUUAAAAAGUUGAAUACUAUUGCGCUUGCUCUCGAGCCCGAACGAACCCGAAACGAGUUAAUUCCGUUUCUGGCAGAGAUCAUUUAUCAUGAAGAUGAAGUUCUCCGCGAAAUGGCCCAACAGUUGGCGGAAUUUGUACCAUUGGUUGGUGGAUCAGAGUAUGUGCACUGUUUGCUACCUCCUCUCGAGGGUUUGGCCUCUGUGGAAGAAGAACAUAUGAUCAUGCCUUGUGCAUGCUUCACGGGCUUCGUGAAAUAUACAUAA